UCCGGCCGGCCGGCCUUCCUUAUUUCACUCACCACACCAUCCAGCAGCUACCUUAAUUUGACACGGUCCGAUCCGUACUCCAUAGCAAGUGCUGCCUGUUGAUCCUUAGCUUGUUAAUUUUCUCUGAUCCAUGGAAGGUGGCUUCAACAAGGCCAGCUCACCGGAGGCGUCCGGCGAGGGCGGCACGCGGCGGGCGCCGGCGGGGGCCUACUACGAGUGCUCCUUCUGCAAGAGGGGGUUCACCAACGCGCAGGCGCUCGGCGGCCACAUGAACAUCCACCGCAAGGACCGCGGCGGCAAGCCCGGCGCCGCGCCGCCACAGCAGGACGACGCCGGUGGCUCCCGGACCUACGGCGGCGGCGACGUGCACCUGGGCCUCUCCCUGGGGAGGAAGGAGGAUGUCGAUCUGGAGCUCAGGCUUGGGGGCUAUCCCUAUAAUUAAUAGCAGUAGAAAACCCGCAAAACUUGCUGAACUAGUGGAGAGCCGGAUCGAAUCAGCUGCUAUAUGUGCUGCUGAUUGAUAUAGGUACGGAGCUACUCGUUUUGCUGCUCGAUCGAUUUCAGAUUUUUCAUUCUAUUUGGUAGUUUGGUUCU
Messenger RNA from Panicum virgatum (switchgrass), 594 nucleotides. RefSeq names its product zinc finger protein JAGGED-like. Lineage: Eukaryota; Viridiplantae; Streptophyta; Magnoliopsida; Poales; Poaceae. The transcript has a single exon. The record is from RefSeq and is a predicted model, not a curated record. The coding region runs from base 131 to 442 and encodes 103 amino acids.